Molecule: messenger RNA, 2822 nt
Organism: Triticum urartu
Lineage: Eukaryota; Viridiplantae; Streptophyta; Magnoliopsida; Poales; Poaceae
Product: ribonucleoside-diphosphate reductase large subunit
Biological process (GO): deoxyribonucleotide biosynthetic process
Cellular component (GO): ribonucleoside-diphosphate reductase complex
Molecular function (GO): ribonucleoside-diphosphate reductase activity, thioredoxin disulfide as acceptor; ATP binding
Source: RefSeq, a predicted model, not a curated record
CCCCCCCCCCCCCCCACCCCCCCCCCCCCCCGCGGCGGCGGCGCGCGCAACCUGCUCGACGGAAGGCCCCCGAGGCGGCCGAUAUGUACGUCGUGAAGCGGGACGGGCGGACGGAGACGGUGCACUUCGACAAGAUCACGGCGCGGCUCAAGAAGCUCAGCUACGGGCUCAGCCAGGAGCACUGCGACCCGGUGCUGGUCGCGCAGAAGGUCUGCGCGGGGGUAUACAAGGGCGUCACCACCAGCCAGCUCGACGAGCUCGCCGCCGAGACCGCCGCCGCGCUCACCGCCUCCCACCCCGACUAUGCCUCCCUCGCGGCGAGGAUUGCGGUGUCCAACCUCCACAAGAACACCAAGAAGUCCUUCUCCGAGACGAUUAAGGACAUGUACCUGCACUACAACGAGAGAUCUGGGCUGCUGUCUCCGCUGAUUGCCGAGGAUAUCUACGAAGUCAUCAUGAAGAACGCUGCUCGCUUGGACAGCGAGAUAAUUUACGACAGGGACUUUGAUUAUGACUACUUCGGUUUCAAGACUCUGGAGAGGUCUUACCUCCUGAAGCUCGGUGGAGUUGUUGUUGAAAGGCCGCAGCACAUGUUAAUGAGAGUUUCAGUAGGGAUCCACAAGGAUGACAUUGACUCUGCCAUCAGAACUUACCAUCUCAUGUCCCAGCGCUGGUUUACUCAUGCUUCGCCAACCCUUUUCAAUGCUGGCACCCCGAGACCUCAGUUGAGCAGCUGUUUCCUUAUCUGCAUGAAAGAUGAUAGCAUCGAGGGAAUCUAUGAUACUCUGAAGGAAUGUGCUGUCAUCAGCAAAUCUGCUGGAGGGAUUGGUGUCUCUGUUCACAACAUUCGUGCUACUGGGAGUUACAUCCGAGGAACAAAUGGAACAUCCAAUGGAAUUGUUCCUAUGUUACGUGUCUUCAAUGAUACUGCUCGUUAUGUAGAUCAAGGUGGAGGCAAGAGAAAGGGUGCCUUUGCUGUAUACCUGGAGCCCUGGCAUGCUGAUAUUUUCGAGUUCCUUGAUUUGAGGAAGAACCAUGGGAAGGAGGAGAACCGCGCAAGGGAUCUUUUCUUUGCUCUCUGGGUUCCUGAUCUAUUCAUGCAAAGAGUACAAAAUAAUGAGGAUUGGUCCCUGUUUUGUCCAAAUGAAGCUCCGGGGUUGGCUGAUUGCUGGGGUGAGAAGUUUGAGGAAUUGUACAAGAAAUAUGAGAAAGCAGGCAAAGCAAAAAAGGUUAUUCCAGCACAGACCCUCUGGUUUGACAUUUUGAAGGCACAGAUAGAAACUGGCACACCUUAUAUGCUCUAUAAGGAUUCAUGCAAUAGGAAAAGUAACCAGCAGAAUCUGGGCACAAUCAAAUCUUCAAACUUGUGCACUGAGAUAAUUGAGUUCACAAGUCCUGAGGAAACUGCUGUCUGCAACCUAGCAUCUAUUGCUUUACCACGUUUUGUAAGGGAAAAGGGUGUCCCAAUAGAGUCCCAUCCAUCUAAGCUUGCUGGUAGCAAUGGAUCAAAAAAUAGAUACUUUGACUUUGACAAGCUAGGCGAGGUUACUUCAACUGUUACUUUCAAUCUAAACAAAAUAAUCGAUAUGAAUUAUUAUCCGGUUGAAACUGCAAGGAGGUCUAAUAUGCGACACAGGCCAAUUGGUAUUGGGGUUCAGGGCUUGGCAGACACAUUCAUGUUACUUGGCAUGGCAUUUGAUUCACCUGAGGCUCAGCAAUUGAAUAAGGAUAUUUUUGAAACUAUUUACUACCAUGCUCUGAAAGCUUCUGCUGAACUGGCAGCUAAAGAAGGCCCUUAUGAAACAUAUGAAGGGAGCCCUGUCAGCAAGGGUAUUAUCCAACCUGACAUGUGGAAUGUAGUGCCAUCGACCAGAUGGAACUGGCCAACUUUGAGGGAAACUAUUUCCAAAGUUGGAGUAAGAAACUCUCUUCUGGUGGCUCCAAUGCCCACAGCUUCCACUAGUCAGAUUCUUGGCAACAAUGAGUGCUUUGAACCCUACACAUCUAACAUAUACAGUCGGCGGGUUCUAAGUGGGGAGUUUGUUGUGGUUAACAAGCAUCUUCUCCAUGACUUGACUGAGAUGGGUAUCUGGACACCUGCUCUGAAAAAUAAGAUAAUUUAUGAAGAUGGUUCUAUUCAGAAGAUGGAAGAAAUCCCUGAUGAUCUUAAAGCAAUUUACAAGACUGUUUGGGAGAUUAAGCAGAAAACUCUGGUUGACAUGGCUGUUGAUCGUGGAUGCUACAUCGACCAGAGCCAGAGCCUUAAUGUCCACAUGGAUCAACCAAACUUUGCAAAGCUAACUUCGUUGCAUUUCCAUGCUUGGUCCAAGGGCCUGAAAACUGGGAUGUACUAUUUGAGAACAAGGGCAGCUGCUGAUGCAAUCAAGUUUACUGUGGAUACUGGCUUUCUGAAGGUCAAUGGGGAUGCUAAUGGCACUAAUGGAACCAAUGGCAAACUAGCAGAGGAAGACGACGAAGCCAAAAUGGCGCAAGUUGUUUGCUCCUUGAACAACCGGGAAGAGUGCCUGGCAUGCGGGAGUUAGAUGCAUCCGUUGCAUCUAUUUUUCUCUUAACCAAGGCAGCAUUACACAACCAAACGGUCUGAUCAUUGGCGCUUAAUAAUGUGAGAAGUGAGUCGUUUAUGUAGGUGUGGUUGGGUUUAAGAUCUGAUGAGUUCCUUUGCUGGGCAGCCCGUGAUAGCUGAGUUGCCAACGUUGGCUUGUGUUGUAUUUGUACUAUCUAAAAACAUGGGUUGCUGCAGCUGUGUAUAUAUGUAUCAUUGUUUGUGUUAUUGAUUUGUCCUGUUGGUGUUGUUAUACUUA